GCUGUUUUGCUCCCUCUUUUUCGGCAUAGUUGCCUCUUGAACAAAAGAGCACAGAAGAAUGCCGGGCGGCCAAGGUCUUCGUGCCCGCACGCGGCACAUGUUUGCCCGUGGCUUCCGCCAGAAGGGCUUCAUUCCGCUGUCGACGUACCUGCGCACCUACAAGCUCGGGGACUUUGUUGACAUCAAGGUCAAUGGCGCCAUCCACAAGGGUAUGCCCCACAAGUGGUACCAGGGCAAGACUGGUGUCGUCUGGAACGUUACCAAGCGUGCCAUCGGUGUGGAGGUCAACAAGCGGGUUGGCCACCGCAUCAUGAAGAAGCGCAUCCACGUGCGCGUGGAGCACAUCCAGCCCUCCCGCUGCCGCGAGGAGUUCCUGACCCGCCGCGCCGCCAACGACCAGGCUAAGGCGGCCGCCAAGGCCAAGGGUGAGGAGGCCCCGAAGACGAAGCGUGUGCCCCAGGGCCCCCGCGGCGGCUUCGAGCUGAUCCCGGAGAAGGUGGAGACCAUUGCCGCCAUCCCCUACGAUAUCAUCAAGGAGGGCCUGGUAUAAACGGGUGGUUCCGUCUGGUUGGGGCGCUAGGCUGCUGCGUGUUUGCUGUGGCUGUAACGCUGCGUAUGUCG
This is a messenger RNA of Astrephomene gubernaculifera, 621 nucleotides long. The record is from the annotation of a GenBank genome assembly. Lineage: Eukaryota; Viridiplantae; Chlorophyta; Chlorophyceae; Chlamydomonadales; Astrephomenaceae.